AAGUGGCUAAAGCGAUUCAGUUUGCGUUGACGUGUUUUAUUUAAAUAUCCGUGGAUUCUGUGUUGGUGGAUCGAUGAGGUCGAUUUCUAAGUAGUCGUGAAAGUUGAUGUCACCGGCGCCGUGAGGGUGGUGCUCGCCUGGAAGACCCCCAACAGGAUGUUGCUUGAAAUACUUGUGGGCUUCCUGUGCGCCGUUUCCGCUGCAGAAGAAGACGCGGUUCCCCCUCUGCUGCUGGUGUCCUUCGACGGUUUCCGAGCGGACUACUUGAACCGGUUCCCCAUGCAGAACCUCAAACACCUGUAUAGUGAAGGCGUUCUAGUGAAGGAACUCACCAACGUCUUCAUCACCAAGACGUUUCCCAACCACUACAGCUUAGUUACAGGACUGUUCGCAGAGUCCCACGGCAUUUUGGCGUCCAACAUGUACGACCCUGUCACCCACAAGCACUUCAACAUCAGGAAUGACAGCGACCCGUUGUGGUGGAGCGAGGCCGAACCCCUCUGGCUCACCGCUCUCGACUCCGGCUACAAGACAGCGGCUGUUAUGUGGCCCGGCUCGGACGUUCUGAUUGGCAAUCGCACAGCCACGCACUUCUUCCCAUACAACCCCAACGUGACGUUCCGGGAACGAUUAGGGAACGUGACGAGCUGGAUGUUGGGGAACGGAACGGAACCAGGAGUGAUGUUUACAGCGCUGUACUGGGAGGAACCGGACCGAUCGGGUCACAUUUUUGGCCCUGACAACACAACAGCAAUGGCUGAAGUACUUAAGGAGGUUGACGAUAAUGUCGGCCUGCUGGUGUCAGAGCUGAAGCGAACCGGCCUCUGGGGACGUAUUAACCUCAUCAUAACCAGCGACCACGGCAUGGCUCAAUGCUCCAACGAGCGCCUCAUCCGAUUGGACGACUGCCUCCACCCCGACAACUACACACUGGUGGACCUCACACCUGUGGCGGCCCUCAUUCCAAACGGAGAUCCAGAUGCUGCGUUUGACCUGCUGAAGAAGUGCCACCCCCACAUGACUGCAUACUUGAAGAACGCCAUCCCUGAUAGGCUACACUACCGGAACAAUGAACGCAUCCAACCACUUAUACUGAUUGCCGAUGAGGGUUGGACCAUAGUCCAACGAGGGAACAAGCUGCCGCGAAUGGGUGAUCAUGGCUACGACAACUCCCUACACAGCAUGCACCCCUUUCUGGCUGCAGUGGGGCCCAGUUUCCAUCGGGGUGUCCAAAUAAAAAGUUUACAGAGCGUGGACGUUUACCCGCUUAUGUGCAGCCUGUUGUCGGUGCCGCCGCGAUCCAACAACGGCUCGCUGAACCAUUCGCGGUGCCUCCUGGCCCAUGAGAGCUGCUGGACUCUCUCCCAAGUGAUUGUGCUGGUGGUGGGCGUCCUGCUUCUACUCUCUUUGAUCACUGCUCUGUUCCCUCUGAUGAGCUCCCACCUCUCCUUGCUCCAGCGGCCGUUUCAGAGGCUGCGCUCGUGUAACAACGACGAUGACGACGACUCGUUGUUGGAGUAAACCGAUCACUCGUGUGUCGCCCGCCGCCAUGGGUGUUCCACGCACCUUACUGCCUUUCUUGAGUGUGCACGAUCACCCUGCUGGUCAAAGCCUCAGGUCUGCUUCCUCUCUACAACACAAAGAGGUGUUAUCCUGGGAGGAUGCUGUUAUUGUGGAUGUUACUGCUUUUUAUUAUUGUUGCUUUUUGUGGAAUGCUUCUUUUUGUCAGUAGAGGGAGCCCCUAGCCAGUUAAAGUCCUGCUCCUCCUGAGAGCUUUUGGAUUGUUCUGUUCUCUCAUAAAUGGAUUCCUGUAACACUGGAUAGCUUGGACGACCAAAAACCUAAACAUGAGUUUAGUAAUAUGUGUAAAUCAAGUCAUCAGGCUGCACAGAUGUUGGUUUAGACAUAAACUUUACAGCCUUUUAGGCUGUUUGUACACCAUGCAUUCAGAGAUUACCUCGACUGUGUUGAAUGUUUUUAACUAAAUGUUAGUGGACAUCUACCCGCUUUAAAAAAAAAAAAGGACAUUAUUUUAAAAAUUGUCACUUUCUUAGCACUUUUUUGCAUUUGUUUGACAUCAGUGUGUUCAGAUCAUGGAUACAGAAUUUUUACAUUUUCUCAUAAUCAGGUCAACAGAUGUGGUUUAAGACCUCAUAAGUGAAUUUUUACAACUGUUUCUUUCAAAUGGGUUGAAGAUCUUUGCUCAAAGUAUCAACUCCAAAACAAAAGAGAUUAAAACUACCUGAAACAUCUUACUUACCUUCUUAAAAUGGGUAAGACGUUGUAAGACGGGAAGGGAACUUGCUGGUCUGUGAGUCGCGAACGUCUUUGAGCUGCUGAAUAGUCCAAAAUUAAAUUGGUAUUUUUAUUACAUGCAAAUAUAAAAAUACAUUAGAUACAUGCUUUUUAAUUGUUUUUUUAUCCAAAGUAGUUCCUUAUAAUUCCUGGCUAUUGGACAUGUUGACAGCAUCAUCAAUAUUUGCUUCGAAAAGUCUUUGGUCAUACUUUAGUAGGCUUUUCUUCUCUUCAUAUUUCCGUAGUUUUCAUCUUUUUUGUGCUAAAAUUAAAUAAAUCUCCUGAAAAACACUUGAAAGUUUUAGAUUUAAAAAAAAAAAAA
Messenger RNA from Oryzias melastigma (Indian medaka), 2617 nucleotides. RefSeq names its product ectonucleotide pyrophosphatase/phosphodiesterase 4 (gene enpp4). The record is from RefSeq and is a predicted model, not a curated record. The coding region runs from base 157 to 1521 and encodes 454 amino acids. The transcript has 8 exons. Lineage: Eukaryota; Metazoa; Chordata; Actinopteri; Beloniformes; Adrianichthyidae.